This is a messenger RNA of Dovyalis caffra, 177 nucleotides long. The record is from the annotation of a GenBank genome assembly. NCBI's taxonomy places the organism in Eukaryota, Viridiplantae, Streptophyta, Magnoliopsida, Malpighiales, Salicaceae.
UUAUACAUAAGAGCUUCUUCUGCUGCACUAGGUGUUGACCUUAAGACUCUUGAAUAUACACUUGAUAAGAAAUAUAUAGCAUGGGUGGAGAAUCAAAAUGGGUGCAAGAUAUUGGUAAUAAGGUCGGAUAAUAAGAAGGAAUACAUUUUUGACAUAUUUAAUAAGUUUUGUGAACAA